Molecule: messenger RNA, 671 nt
Organism: Pecten maximus
Lineage: Eukaryota; Metazoa; Mollusca; Bivalvia; Pectinida; Pectinidae
Exons: 2
Coding region: 165-629 (154 amino acids)
Source: RefSeq, a predicted model, not a curated record
CACUGUUCAAUUUUUUUUCCAGUCGGCAAGAAAGAACAUUCGAUUUAAUGGUGAAUCUGACCUGGAAAAGUUGGUACUGUGGAACAUAGUCAUUUCUCAGAUGAUAUGGUGAAGCAUUACAGAAAAGUAAUUAGUGUCUGUACUUAAUUUUGACCAUUUAUAUUAUGGAGGACGCUAGGGAUGAUGCUACAGAAAAACAAAAGGAUUCAGCAGAGCAACAAUCAAAACUUCACAAGUCUGUUCUUCCAUUGAGUGAUAUUCCAGAGGACCCGAAAGAAGAUAGAAACAGUAAAGAGCUUGAUCAUAGUCUCGAUGAAAUGGAAAUGAAAGAUGAAAGCAAAAAUCUUAUCAAUUCAAAAAAUACAAACAACGUAAGGUCCAAGGGAGAUAACUUGAAUAGAAGUACAGAAAUAAUUACCAUAGAACCGGUUGAAAUAGAAAUGGAACAUCUUCCUUCUUCAAAAAGUGAAAAUGACGAAGAGUCAAGUGAGAUUCUCAGCAAGAAAAGUGGUCCACAUGUUGCCUUAUUUUCCGUGAUUUGUAUCCCAGCAGGCCUUCAUAGCUUCCCUCUGUGUCGCAUUCUACUAUGGAGCUUCAUCAUGGUACAACCUUUAUCUUUACUUCAGUGAGGAAAAAACUAUCUGGCACAAGGUGACCAUUUGUCCAGUCCU